AUGCUUCGACGGCUGUCAAGGACUGUCAAUUUGAGGGCUGUUGGAUUUUUAAGCACGGAGAAUCCGGUAACAAUCGAGAACAGAUCCGAGUUGUUGAAGAGAUUCAUAAAGGACAAGAUUAAAGUCAGUGGUCCCAUUACCGUACACGAAUAUAUGAAAUUGGCCUCAGGAUCGGCAGCGGGUUUCUACACGAAAAAGGUACUGCGUGAACAUUCGUCGGCGUGACUCUUUUUUAUAGGCUGACAUAUUGGGAGCCUCGGGAGAUUUCACAACGGCACCAGAGAUCAGCCAGAUAUUUGGGGAAUUGAUUGGGAUUUGGAUUUACAAUGAGUUGUAUAACACCGGAGAACGAGGCGAUUGGCAACUGGUGGAGUUGGGCCCAGGAACUGGCACACUGAUGGCCGAUGUUCUCCGAACACUGAAUGUUCUUAAGGUCGGCAAAGUUGAUAUUGUUCAUGUAGGUUAGAAAUGCUAAUGAGUAUAUAUAGUUUACGAAAUUAGUCGGUUAUUGAUAAGCUAGUUUGUUUUCAGACUGAGCGACUUUCAAUCAAUCUUGUUGAGAUAUCCGACCAUUUAAUAGAUCAACAAGAGCAAUUGUUAUGUGGGAGAUUGACAAAGAGUCUACAAGAUUCUGAUGUGAUAAGGCGAAACAAAACAAAAGAUGGGGUCCCGGUCUGCUGGUAUCGUGAUUUGGACUCUGUUCCUAAAGAGAAGUUCUCUGUCUUCUUGGGAAAUGAAUUCUUGGAUGUCCUCCCUGUUCAUUUAUUUGAAAAGUCAGAUGGAGAUUGGAAAGAAGUGCAGGUUAGCAUCAAUGAGACAAGCGACUUGUGUCUGAUGUUGUCCAAAUCAGAGAAUUUACAUUCGAAAGGAUUGAUUCCAAAGUAUAUUAGGGAGGAUCCCACCCGGGAUAAGUGGGAAUUGUGUCCCGAAGCUGGAAAAACGGUGACCGAGAUCGCACAGAGGUAGGCAAUAAGUUUUCUCUCGGAUUUUUUUUAGGAUCACCGCAUUUGGUGGGUUCGGAUUGUUUAUCGACUAUGGUCACGAUGGAGGAAGAAGGACAAGGUCACUCAGGGCAUAUCACAACCACAAAAUAGUGGAUGUCCUCUCCAAACCUGGUCUCAUAGAUAUCACGGCUGAUGUGGAUUUCGGAUAUUUGAAGAAGAUCCUCGAAGGAAUUUGUUUGCCCUUUGGUCCGAUCACUCAGCGGUGUGUCAACCCUUAAAUUCGUAUAAUAUAUGGAUGAUUUUAGCGAAUUCCUAGCACAAAUGGGACUCCGACUGAGGACCGAAAGGUUACUACAACAGUGUAAAGAUGAAACUGUUCAAAGUCAUCUCAGGACGGCCUACAAAAGUCUGAUCGACGACUCCGAAGAUGGGAUGGGGAUCAAGUUUCACAUGUUCUCAUUGUUCCCAACGACUUUAAAGCCCAUCCUCGAGAUGAGAGGCGGAUUCCCAGCUGGAUUCUUCCCAAAUUUUGAUGACUUCACAGAGGAUCUGGAAGAAUUGAAAGAAGAAAUAUAG
Molecule: messenger RNA, 1520 nt
Organism: Bursaphelenchus xylophilus (pine wood nematode)
Lineage: Eukaryota; Metazoa; Nematoda; Chromadorea; Rhabditida; Aphelenchoididae
Source: the annotation of a GenBank genome assembly